AUGGCGUCCGCUCCACAGCUCCAAGUGAUGACUCGCCAGAGCGCGGAGUCGGGCACGCCGGAGGCGGCACCCUUGUCUCGAUCGGUGGCAGAGUCAGUGACUCGACUGGUGGAAGAGCCAGAGGGCGAGUCGACUCCUUCAAAGGAGCACUCCCAGAUCCGUUGGACAGCCCAGUGGGAUCUGCCGACUCAGGAGGAGUCGAAGUCACCUCGACUCAUGGAGUCGGAGGCGACACCAGUGGCGAAGCUGGCUGCCUCGGAGUCGACCCUCUUCGUGGUGGAGGAGAAGGCGCAGGUCAACCUGGCGCAAGAGGGGGACUCCAAGGAGGGUGUCUGGUACCUCGACUCGGGCGUGACCAAUCACAUGACUAGUGAUCGCGCUGCAUUCGCAGAGCUCAACACGAGCGUCACCAGCUCCAUCAAGUUCGGAGACGGCUCCACCGUCGACAUCAGCGGGCAAGGGACAGUGUUGUUCGUCUGCAAGUCAGACGAGCACCGAGCCAUCACCGGGGUGUACUACAUACCCCGGCUGAACACGCACAUCAUCAGCCUAGGCUAG
Molecule: messenger RNA, 558 nt
Organism: Lolium perenne
Lineage: Eukaryota; Viridiplantae; Streptophyta; Magnoliopsida; Poales; Poaceae
Source: RefSeq, a predicted model, not a curated record